AGGCACAGCUGACGACCUCGCGAAGGAACUACAACUCCCGUGAGGCGCUGGGCCCGCGCAGGCGCGGGGGGGGGCGCAGCCUCUGCCUCGGGAUUCCAUUGGCUGAGCCGGCUCAGAGCUGGGAGUCCUGAUUGGCUGAGGGGCCUGAGGUAACGAUUCCGGAAAGGGGAAGAGCAGCCAACAUGGCGGCGGAACGCGGCGCGGGGCAGCAACAGUCGCAGGAGAUGAUGGAGGAAGAACAGGAGCUGCCUGUGGACAUGGAAACCAUCAACCUGGACCGAGAUGCAGAGGAUGUUGAUCUGAAUCACUACCGCAUUGGAAAAAUCGAAGGCUUUGAGGUUCUGAAGAAAGUGAAGACUCUCUGCCUCCGUCAAAAUUUAAUUAAAUGCAUUGAGAAUCUGGAGGAGCUACAGAGUCUUCGAGAGCUAGAUCUUUAUGACAACCAGAUCAAGAAGAUAGAGAACCUGGAGGCGCUGACGGAGCUGGAGGUUCUAGACAUUUCUUUUAAUCUCUUGAGAAACAUUGAAGGGAUUGACAAGUUGACACGACUGAAAAAACUCUUCUUGGUCAACAAUAAAAUCAAUAAAAUAGAGAAUGUAAGCAACUUGCAUCAGCUGCAGAUGCUGGAACUGGGGUCCAACCGCAUCCGGGCAAUUGAGAACAUUGACACACUGACCAGCCUGGAGAGUUUGUUUUUGGGGAAAAACAAAAUUACUAAACUUCAGAACUUGGAUGCACUCACCAAUCUGACCGUUCUCAGUAUGCAGAGCAACCGGCUGACCAAGAUCGAGGGUCUGCAGAACCUGGUGAAUCUGCGGGAGCUGUACCUUAGCCACAACGGCAUCGAGGUCAUCGAGGGCCUGGAGAACAAUAACAAACUCACCAUGUUGGACAUUGCGUCAAAUAGAAUCAAAAAGAUUGAAAAUGUCAGCCAUCUAACAGAGCUCCAGGAAUUCUGGAUGAACGACAAUCUCCUCGAGAGCUGGAGUGACCUGGACGAGCUGAAGGGCGCCAGGAGCCUGGAGACAGUGUACCUGGAGCGCAACCCCCUGCAGAAGGACCCACAGUACAGGCGCAAAGUCAUGCUGGCCCUGCCCUCUGUGAGGCAGAUCGAUGCCACCUUCGUCCGAUUCUGAGCUCUCCUUGUCCUUACCUGGUCCCUCUCCUCAAAGAACUGCCCAGCCACAGUUUUUUAAUCCACCUGUUGCUCCUGAAGUCGUCACUCUAUCAACAGUCACAGACCCGAUGGCAAUAAAGAGGCACUGAUGAUAGCCAACGUGCAUGAUGCCGCUCACCAUUCUGAGAUGCCAUUGCUAUUAAAUCUUGCCACACAGUC
Messenger RNA from Otolemur garnettii (small-eared galago), 1336 nucleotides. It is a transcript of the gene PPP1R7, whose product is annotated as protein phosphatase 1 regulatory subunit 7. The transcript has 9 exons. Lineage: Eukaryota; Metazoa; Chordata; Mammalia; Primates; Galagidae. Bases 183 to 1136 code for a protein of 317 amino acids. Gene Ontology annotation, molecular function: protein binding. The record is from RefSeq and is a predicted model, not a curated record.